Tupaia belangeri chinensis (Chinese tree shrew) is the source of this 1955-nucleotide messenger RNA. It is a transcript of the gene DPP7, whose product is annotated as dipeptidyl peptidase 7. Gene Ontology annotation, molecular function: dipeptidyl-peptidase activity; serine-type exopeptidase activity. Gene Ontology annotation, cellular component: vesicle. Gene Ontology annotation, biological process: proteolysis. NCBI's taxonomy places the organism in Eukaryota, Metazoa, Chordata, Mammalia, Scandentia, Tupaiidae. The record is from RefSeq and is a predicted model, not a curated record.
CGGAGGGCAUCUAAGAACCUCUGGAGCUUAGGAGGAGGGAAGCCGGCCUGUGGGGAGGGGCAAUGGCCGCCAGGGUUGUCAUGUGAGGCUGUCAUGUGACCCUGCUACAGUGGCUGACUGCGCCGGCCGGCAAAGCCAUGGGCUCCCAGCUCCGGGUCUCCGGCGGGCUCGCCCCUCCUGGGGCUCCAGUCCUGCUUCUGGGGCUGGGGCUGCUGCUGACCGCCGGUGGCGAGCGCCAGGCCCGCGGGGCCGUAGACCCCGACUUCCGGGAGAGGUACUUUGACCAGCUCCUGGACCAUUUCAACUUCGAGAGAUUCGGCAACAGAACCUUCCGCCAGCGGGUCCUAGUGUCAGACAGGUUCUGGAGACGCGGCGAGGGGCCCAUCUUCUUCUACACGGGGAACGAGGGCGACAUAUGGACCUUCGCCAACAACUCGGGCUUCCUGGCAGAGCUGGCGGCGCAGCAGGCGGCCCUGCUGGUCUUCGCGGAGCACCGCUACUACGGCCGGUCGCUGCCCUUCGGCGAGCAGUAGCGCGGGCGCACGGAGCUGCUGACGGUCGAGCAGGCCCUGGCCGACUUCGCAGAGCUGCUGCAGGCGCUGCGGCGGGACCUGGGGGCCCACGACACCCCCGCCGUCGCCUUCGGAGGCAGUUACGGGGGGAUGCUCAGCGCCUACCUGAGGAUGAAGUACCCCCACCUGGUGGCAGGGGCACUGGCCGCCAGUGCCCCCGUCAUAGCUGUCGCAGGCCUUGGCGACUCCUACCAAUUCUUCCGGGACGUCACCACAGACUUCACCAGCCAGAGUCCCGAGUGUGCCCAGGGCGUGCGGGAGGCCUUCCGGCAGAUGAAGGACUUGUUCCUACAGGGAGCCCAUGAAACAGUCAGCCGGGAAUUCGGCACCUGCCAGCCACUCUCGGGCCCUAGGGACCUGACACAGCUCUUCGCGUUCGCCCGGAACGCCUUCACGGUACUGGCCAUGAUGGACUACCCAUACCCCACCAGCUUCAUGGGGCACUUCCCCGCCCACCCGGUCAAGGUGGGCUGUGCCCGGCUGCUGAGGGAGGCACAGCCAAUCCCCGGACUGCGAGCCCUGACAGGGCUGGUCUAUAACUCCUCGGGCACCGAGCCGUGCUACGACAUCUACCGGCAGUACCGCAGCUGCUCCGAUCCCACGGGCUGCGGCACCGGCCCGGAUGCCAAGGCCUGGGACUACCAGGCCUGCACCGAGAUCAACCUGACCUUCUCCAGCAACAACGUGACCGACAUGUUCCCUGCCCUCCCGUUCACCGACUUGCAGCGCAGGCAGUACUGCCUGGACACGUGGGGCGUGUGGCCCCGGCACGACUGGCUGCGGACCAGCUUCUGGGGGGGUGACCUCAAGGCUGCCAGCAACAUCAUCUUCUCCAACGGGGACCUGGACCCCUGGGCAGGUGGCGGGAUCCGGAGGAACGUGAGCGCGUCCGUCAUUGCUGUCACUGUCCGGGGGGGUGCGCACCACCUCGACCUCAGAGCGUCGCAGCCAGAAGACCCUGCAUCUGUGGUGCAGGUGCGCCAGCUGGAGGCCACCCUCGUCCGCGAGUGGGUGAAGGCUGCCUGGCGUGUCUGAGAGCCAGCCCCACACGGCCAGGGGCCGAGGUCCCCAGACCCAGCCGCGCGGUGGGCUCUUGGUCCCCUGGUUGCCCUGUGGGGCUCCCCGGGGGUGGGCCUGAAUAAAUGUCUGUUUACCCUGAAUGUGUCCUGGCUGGUCGUGGGGCCCACACGUAGUGGGCGUGGGCAUGUGGGACACACACAGGCAGCAGCCCUGCCAUGGCCUCCCAAGGCAACUUGUGGUGAAUUAAGCCUCGUAGCUGCAUGGUUAAGGGACCUGGAUCCCACACAGCCACUGAGGGUUCGAAUCCUGGCCUGGUGGCCGGAAGACAGAGCAGGCCUGUGUCUGUAGGAAACCCCAGCAGGG